AUGAGACAGCCUGGGUUAAUUUAUGCUACUCUGAGGCACAAGGAUCGGGACAAGCUAGUUGUUAUUGAGGGUACAUUUUAUAUCCAUUCUAUUUCAUACUUUGCACUUCUUGAUAAUCGUUCUAUUCAUUCAUAUGUGGCGAGUAUAGUAACUGGGGGUCUUGAAAUUCCUGUUGAGAAUACCGAGGUUGCAUUCUCUGUCCAUCUUCAUAUGGGUACUCCGGUAGAGGUUAAUAAGGUUUAUAAGAAUUGUCCGUUAGAACUUCAUGAUAAAAUCUUUCUAGCUAAUCUGAUGGAGUUACCUUUCGGAUAUUUUGACCUUAUCCUCAGAAUGGAUUGGUUAUCCGCUCACCGAGCUAAUCUAGAUUGUGAUUUAAAAAGGGCUACUUUGAAAACUUAUGAUAAAUGUGAAGUUGUCCUUAUUAGGGAACGUCGUGGACAGUCUGACAAUGUAAAAGAUAAGAUCAGAGUUGUGAGAGAAUUAUCGAAUGUCUUUCUGGAAGAAUUACAUGGUGUACCGCCUAAGCGUAAGGAGAUUAAGUUCGACAUUGAGGUAUACAUUGGCUCAGCUCCGGUGUCUAUGGCUCCUUACAAGAUGACACCUAAGGAGCAUAAGAAGUUGAAGGUUUAG
Molecule: messenger RNA, 630 nt
Organism: Hibiscus syriacus
Lineage: Eukaryota; Viridiplantae; Streptophyta; Magnoliopsida; Malvales; Malvaceae
Exons: 2
Coding region: 1-630 (209 amino acids)
Source: RefSeq, a predicted model, not a curated record